Messenger RNA from Bactrocera latifrons, 1814 nucleotides. RefSeq names its product peptidyl-alpha-hydroxyglycine alpha-amidating lyase 1-like. Lineage: Eukaryota; Metazoa; Arthropoda; Insecta; Diptera; Tephritidae. Gene Ontology annotation, cellular component: membrane; extracellular region. The record is from RefSeq and is a predicted model, not a curated record. Gene Ontology annotation, molecular function: protein binding; catalytic activity. Gene Ontology annotation, biological process: peptide metabolic process.
UUUACUAAAUAUCGGUUUGAUAUCGUUACUUCGAUACAAUUCUAGUAGCUCCAGCUCAAUGACAUCUGUUUACAGACGUAUACAGUAAUUUUUGUCAGCUUUGUGCAUUUAUUUAUUCCAUUUGAAACUAAUAAUGUAAAAAGAAACUCAGUCUUAUUAUUUAACAAAUACAAUUAGUCUUUUUUCCUGCGAAUCUCGCUACUUAUAAAUUACGACAUACUCAAAGGGAGUGCAACCGAUCGAAAAACGAAUCAUUCAGGGACAAAGACAAGUAGCCAAAAUGAUCACUUCAAAUUUUGUUCGUUCUACCUGCAGCAUUUCACUGGUAUUUUUGGCGCUUUGCAUAGCCGACUCUGCCACUGAUGAGAAUCUCUCAAUACAACGCUAUUUGUCCUCAGAUGACAAAAGUUUAAGCAAAAAUAAGCGCAUUCAACAGAUUAUGCAAGGCGGCUCAGCUGAUAUAAGUUGGCCACAGCCACCUAAAUUAAAAGCUGAGAAAAUCGAUGUGAAAGAAGAAAUCGAGAAAUUAAAUACAACUUAUGUGUAUCAAAGUGCUUGGCCAGCUGAUGAGCUGAAAUUGGGUGCAGUGAGUGCGGUAAGUUUUGACAAGGAAGCAAAUGUGGUUAUAUUUCAUCGUGUAGAUCGUAUUUGGGAUGGCAAUACGUUCAACAACCGCAAUGUCUUUCAACAACGUAAAAAAGGACCCAUACGCGCUAAUACCGUAUUGGCAUUAGAACGUAAAAGUGGUCAUGUCGUAUAUGGUUGGGGGAAGGACUUAUUCUAUAUGCCACAUGGUUUGACCAUCGAUCAUGAGGAUAAUGCUUGGGUAACCGAUGUGGCGCUGCAUCAAGUUUUCAAAUUCGGUCCACGCGGUUCUAAUGAUAAACCCCUGCUGACUUUGGGUACGGCUUUUACACCCGGCGUAGGUGAUUCGAAAUUUUGCAAACCCACUUCAGUUGCCGUACUCGAGAAUGGUGAUUUCUUCGUCGCAGAUGGUUACUGCAAUGCACGUAUUUUGAAAUAUGACAAAGCUGGCAAUAAAAUCCUUUCAUGGGGACAAAACUCAUUCUCCGGCAUGUCCUUCGAAGUGGCGCCAAAGAACUACUUCGCCAUUCCGCACGCACUCACGCUUGUGCCUGAACAGCAGCUAAUCUGCGCAGCUGAUCGUGAAAAUGGUCGUGUGCAGUGUUUCUAUUGGACCAACGGUACAUUCCAUUCACAAUAUCAUAGUCAAAUUAUAGGCGAUCGCUUAUUUAGCAUGGAUUAUACGCCAGUGGAAGGCGGUCAACUUGUUGUUGUUAAUGGACCAAUCGGUGAAUUAGGCAUCAGAUCGCUACCUUACAACGAAGUACGCGGCUAUGUGAUCAAUAUGCGCACCAAACAGGUGAUCUCAAAGUUCGGACCUAAUGAUAUGCAGUUUUCAAAUCCACAUGACGUGGCCGUCACCAAGGAUGGCAAUGAGAUUUAUGUCGCCGAAUUGAAUCCGAUGCGUGUACAUAAAUUUCUACAUAAAACCCUAGCGAAAUCGAUGCCUUUGUCUGCUGCAAAAACAACUACGCUUAGCAAGAGCAACACAUUGAGUCGCUCCGGCCCGGAACAUCAUGUGGACGAAGUUUUGUUCAAAUCUAACGUCAGUAACACGGACAAACCAGCGCUAGGUGCGAACGCACCUGAAAUGGAACAGAUCUCAACACAGCUAACAACAAAAUCACAUCAUCCUGGUGGCACUGCCAUACUGGUGGCAUCUCUAAUGUUACUUUUCGCUUCGCUAACAUUUAUGCUGGCCUUCAUUAUAGCCCGUCGACGCAAACGAG